AUGUUCGCAUCACAGUAUGCACCACGAAGAAGUCCACCAGCUGUAACAGAUCAAUAUCAUCACAGAGAAAGUAUAUGGAGAGUUUUACUUGAUAUACUUUGUCUUUUAAUAUUACUUAUUAUAACACUUAUUACGCACUUUGUUGCAAAACCCUUUACACGUGGAUUUUCUUGUUCGGAUUCAACAAUCCGAUAUCCAUUAAGGGAUGAUACAAUUCCAGUUUAUGCUGCUGUUUUACUGUCUAUUGGACUUCCACUAGCUAUAAUGUGGUUUACAGAAGUUUUUAAACGAUUCCAUUAUUCAAUAUAUCCAAGACAACGAUUUGUAACACGUUUAGAUUUUUGCGGUAUGCGAUCAAUAAAUAUAUCACCAAUCGUUCGAAAUUUAUAUAUGCUUACUGUUACAUUCGCGUAUGGUUACCUUGCAACUUGGGUUUUAACUGAAAUUACAAAGAAUUUUGUUGGUGAAUUAAGACCAGAUUUUAUAGCUAUAUGUCGACCUAGUUACAAUUGUUCAGCGGUUACAUCAUUAUAUCAAUAUGAUACAUAUCUUCAAGAUACAGUUGAUUAUACAUGUCAAAAUACGGAUACAUCGGCUGUACGAGAAGCACGUCGGUCGUUCUUCAGUGGACAUACUUCACCAGUAUUUUAUGGUUUCGCUUUUUUGAUUAUGUAUAUUCAUGUGGCAUGGUCAUGGCGUCAUCUGGGUAUCAUUGGUCAUUUAUUUCAAGUUGGUCUUGCUAUACUUGCUUGUUAUAUCGGUUACACUCGUAUUAGUGAUUAUCGUCAUCAUUGGUGGGAUGUAUUAGUUGGUGCUAUUGUUGGUUCUUUAGUUGCCUUUGUUACAUUUAAAUUUAUUCUCAAUUGGCGUCAUUAUGUUCCACGAUUUCUACCUCAUACGGUAGAACCUCAGACAGUUGCAUCACCACAGUCUCCAAGAGGAUAUGGUAACUAUCGUCCUCUAGGACCAUAUGGUGAACCUGGACCAAUUCGUCGCUAUUAA
Molecule: messenger RNA, 1002 nt
Organism: Adineta steineri
Lineage: Eukaryota; Metazoa; Rotifera; Eurotatoria; Adinetida; Adinetidae
Source: the annotation of a GenBank genome assembly